Thermothielavioides terrestris NRRL 8126 is the source of this 2739-nucleotide messenger RNA. RefSeq lists its product as uncharacterized. The record is from RefSeq and is a predicted model, not a curated record. The coding region runs from base 231 to 2699 and encodes 822 amino acids. Gene Ontology annotation, cellular component: plasma membrane. Gene Ontology annotation, molecular function: calcium-activated cation channel activity. Lineage: Eukaryota; Fungi; Ascomycota; Sordariomycetes; Sordariales; Chaetomiaceae. The transcript has 4 exons.
AGCCCAAGGGUCCAGGGGCAGGGCGGUGUGGGCCUUUUCCUCCUCACACCAUCCGCGGCGGCGCCGACUCUCGUCGAUCGAGCUGGGCUUGCUGAAGACCGGAAACCUGGCUCUUGCCGGACACCGAGCUCAACGGUCGGGCAACACCAACCAAACCGCUCGGCGCACCAUGUUGCAACCGCCGCGCAGCAGAGAUCUGGUGUCGGCGUCGUGAUUUUCUGCGAGAGACGAUGGAUGGGCCUGCCCGCCUCAUUCACCUGCCGCUGGGGACGAGGGGUCUGUCCAUCAACCAGAGUGACGACUCGAGGAUCGGCUCCAGCCGCGACGACAGCACCAACAGCGGCACCAUCUCCACCCUCAAUCCGUCGGGGAACCUCGGCUUCACCUUCCUCCCCGUCGUCGUCUACUCGGCCGCUUGCUUUGCCGUCUUCAUCGUCCUGCGCCGCAGGUGCCGCCGCGUCUACGCCCCGAGGACCGUGCCGUCGCUGCGCGCGCCAGAGAGCGCGAGCCCCGAGCUGCCGGGCGGCUGGUUCAACUGGAUCAGGCCCUUCUUUGCCAUCAAGGAUGACUACAUCCUCAACAACUGCUCGCUGGACGGCUUCUUCUUCCUCCGCUUCCUGCGCGUGCUGUCCAUCAUUUGCCUUGCCGGCUGCAUCAUCGUAUGGCCCGUCCUGCUGCCGGUAAACGGGACCGGCGGCAGCGGCCUGUCGUCCCUCGACUCGCUGACCAUCGGCAACAUCAAGCUAGCCGACAGGUUCUACGCCCACGUUGUCGUUGCCUGGUGUUUCUUCGGCUUUGUGCUGUUCAUGGUGUGCCGAGAAUGCAUCUACUAUGUCAAUCACCGGCAGGCAUAUCUGCUGUCGCCCAACUACUCGAGCCGUCUCUCCUCGAGAACCGUCUUGUUCACCUGCAUUCCAAAGCCCUACCUGGAGGAGGCGAAGCUGCGGAAGCUGUUCGGCGACUCGGCAAAGAACUUCUGGAUCGUCAGGGACACCAGCGCGCUGCGCGCCCUCGUCGAGGACCGCGAGGAAACCGCCGACCGGCUUCAGCAGGCCGAAGUCAAACUCAUCAGACUGGCCAACGCAGCGCGGCAGAAGCACGUCAAGAAGCACCCGGCUCCCUCGACGCUCAACUCCCACCCCGACCAGGCGCCAGCCGCAUCGCCCGAGGUGCCUUCUUCAGGCGACGCAGAGAAGGGCCACGCCCAAACGGACACCGCCAUCCAGUUUGCCGAGCGUCAGCUGUCCGUGCUGGAUAGCCCGGCCCCGGAGAAGCCGGCGGACCCCGAGUACACGCACCCGUACGGCCUCCAUCCCUCGCUGCCGGAUGUUCGGGGCUCCGUGGCGGCCCUCUGGAUCCCCGCCGAAGCACGGCCGCAUCACCGCCCCCUCAGGAACUUUGGCCGCCGCGUCGACACGAUCCGAUGGACGAGGGCGCGGCUAAAGGUGCUGAACCGGGAGAUCUGGAAGCUCCGGCGGAAGCACCGCGCCGGCGACGGGUCGCCCCUGAACGCGGCCUUUGUCGAAUUCGACUCGCAGGCCAGCGCCCAGGCCGCCUUCCAGACCCUGGCCCACCAUCUGCCGCUGCACAUGUCGCCGCGCUACAUCGGCCUGCAGCCGGACGAGAUCGUAUGGAGCGCCCUGCGCAUCCGGUGGUGGGAGCUCAUCAUGCGCCGCUUCUUCAUGAUGGGCGUCAUCGCCGCCGCCGUCAUCUUCUGGUCCAUCCCGGCCGCCUUCGUCGGCAUGCUCACCAACAUCCACGAGCUGAGCCAGAGCAUCUUCUUUCUGAGCUGGGUCGUCAAGCUCCCCGCGCCCAUCCUGAAUAUCGUCCAGGGCCUGCUGCCCGCCCUGGCCCUGUCGUGGCUGAUGUCCGCCGUCCCCUGGAUGCUCAGGGGCUGCGCGAGGGUUGCCGGCGUGCCUUCGCACGCCCAGGUGGAGCUGUUCGUGCAGCACGCCUACUUCGCCUUCCAGGUCGUGCAGGUCUUCCUCAUCACUACGCUUACCUCGGCCGCGUCGGCCGCCCUGUCGCAGAUCCUGCAGGAUCCGCUCUCGGUGAAGGACCUGCUGUCUGAGAACUUGCCCAAGGCGUCCAAUUUCUACCUGUCCUACAUCCUCAUUCAGUGUCUUGCCGCCGGGUCCGCCAGGCUCGCCAACUUCGGCGAUCUCGUCCGGCACGAGAUCAUCUCAAAGGCGUCGGCCAACCCGAGAUGGCGGUUUAAGCGCUGGCGCAAGCUAACCCGCGUCCACUGGGGCAGCGAGUUCCCUCGCUUUACAAACAUGGGCGUUAUCGGUGGGUCAGGCCAUCCCCCAGACACGGACACGCGAACGCUAAUCGGCUGCCACAGCGAUCAGCUAUUCUUGCAUAGCGCCCCUGGUUCUUGUCUUCGCCGGACUCGGCAUGUUCUUCGUCAGCUACAUCUACCGCUACGGGUUGAUCUACGUGUACGACUCGAGCCUCGACACCAAGGGCCUCUUCUACCCCCGCGCCUUGAUGCAGCUCAUGAUGGGCCUCUACAUGGCCGAGAUCUGCCUGAUCGGCCUCUUCGCCUUGAAGUCGGCAUUCGGGCCGCUGCUGCUGAUGGUCAUAUUCUUCGUCUUCUCCGCCCUCGUACAUAUCUCGCUCAACGAAGCUCUCACGCCCCUGCUAUACGGCCUUCCCCGCACGCUGGCCUUGGAGAAGGAUAUCGGCCGCAUCGCUGAGGAUGAAAGGCCGGGGGACGACACCGCCCAUCCCCCAGCC